Molecule: messenger RNA, 1779 nt
Organism: Eriocheir sinensis (Chinese mitten crab)
Lineage: Eukaryota; Metazoa; Arthropoda; Malacostraca; Decapoda; Varunidae
Product: SAP30-binding protein-like
Exons: 8
Coding region: 417-1457 (346 amino acids)
Biological process (GO): regulation of DNA-templated transcription
Cellular component (GO): nucleus
Source: RefSeq, a predicted model, not a curated record
AAAGAUGUAAGAAAGUAACCAAAGAAAGAGAGUUAUGAAGUGAAGGGAAGGAAUGAGUCAUGUACGUAUUUAUCGCAAGAAAGGUGAAGGGUAAAGAGAAGAAAAUAACAACAGGAAAGUUAGAAUAUGAAAGUAGUUAAGCUGUGAGGAAAAAGAAAGCGAUCUAGUGAAGUGAAAGUGGACGUCAUAGAUUAAAUAGAAAAGUAUAUGUAAGUAAUGUAAAGAAAGGAAAAUGAAGAAAGAAAAGCCAAUUAAUAAGUAUAUAAGGCUAAAUAUAAAGAAGAAAAAAAUAUAUAGAAGUGUGAGAAAUGAGUUAAAUUAAAAUAAAAGUAAGAAAGUGUUGAAUAGGUGAUGGAAAAAAGUGGAGUUCGUAUGUGUGUAUGGGUCGAGGAAAGGAAUGAUGGAGGGAAUGAGGGAUGGGGUUGAGGAGGAAAGCACCUACUCCCACCCACCCCCUUCUUCCCCUCUCACACAUCCUCCUCCUUCCCCUCCCCCUGUCACUGCCACCGCCAUCAACACCACCUCCACAACCACCACCAGUCAUUACCACGGGUCAGCGAAAGAUCAAAAUGUCUCUUGGACAGCUUACUGCCAACUAUACUGAUUCUGAGGGUGAAGAUAAUGAUAGGCUCAGUGACGAUACUUCUCACAAAUCCACACCUGUUGGUGGCACCCGAGUGACAGAGCUGCGCGAUGAAGGAAGUCGACGUGGAACACCUUUCAGUGGCGAAUCUGUAGGCUCAGGAACACCACAGAAGAAGCUCAACAGAUUGGUGUCUUAUGCAAAUGAAGAUGAAGAAGAUGGAGAUGAUUUGGACAGAGAAAGUGAUGAGCAUGAACCUGAUGAAAGGCCACGUUUCACUUGCAUAUGUGAGGUGCUUAACUCGGAGCCAAUGGACACAGGAACUGAUGAAGGAGAUGAUGAUAAAGUUAAAGUAAAUAAUUAUGGAGUAAAGUUACCACCAACACCAGCAGGAAAGUGCCCACCACGCUUACAGGAAAAGGUGAUUCGCUUUCUAAAUGAAGUUCGACGAGGAAACAAAGACUAUAACGUUAUGAUCCAAAACAACAAAGAAUUCCGGAAUCCUGGAAUUUAUGAGAAGUUGAUAGAUCUGUUGCAGCUGGAUGAAAUGGGCAGCAACUAUCCAUUGGAUAUGUUUGAUCCUCAUUGCUGGGGUAAAGAAUCUUACUAUGAUGAGCUUGCUAGAGUACAAAAAGAAGAAAUGGACAAGAGAGAAAAGGAACGAAAAGACAAAACUAAGGUUGACAUCAUAUCUGGGACCAAGAAACCAGCGGAAGAAGAAUCAGCUGCUAAGAAACGCAAAUCUAGAUUUGACCAGGGAGGCCCAGCCACAAGUGUCAUGAAACCCUUGGUAGCCCCUCCCACUCUCACAUCAGUGCCAUCAGGAACUAAAACAACUAUUGAUGCAUUUGGAAGCCUUAAAAAGACAAAGUAGAUUGAGAUUCUUUAUGUAGUCAGAGAAAUGUGUUGCCACAGCUUCUGUCAUAUUUGUUUCUUUCAUAAUUUUCUAUGAAUAUGAUAAGUCCUUGCUGGAUAAUCCUUUUGUCACCAAGGGUCUUCAGGCAGUAAGGGAGUAACCACAUUCAGUGUCCUUUAGAGGACUAAAUGGUAAAUUAAGUUCAGGUUACUAUGUAUACCAGUUGAAAACAUAGACUUGUGAAGUCAACUAUGUGUCUGGAAAGAAAUCAUACUGAUGUAUGUUUUUUUCUUUUACAAGCUUAUACAAAGUAUUUCCCGUAAUUAAACUAUAUAUUAUA